Messenger RNA from Ictalurus furcatus (blue catfish), 2975 nucleotides. RefSeq names its product bone morphogenetic protein/retinoic acid inducible neural-specific 3a, tandem duplicate 1 (gene brinp3a.1). The record is from RefSeq and is a predicted model, not a curated record. The coding region runs from base 615 to 2900 and encodes 761 amino acids. NCBI's taxonomy places the organism in Eukaryota, Metazoa, Chordata, Actinopteri, Siluriformes, Ictaluridae. Gene Ontology annotation, biological process: positive regulation of neuron differentiation; negative regulation of mitotic cell cycle. The transcript is spliced from 8 exons.
CCGACGGCUCACAGGAGCAUCAUCCAACACAGAUACGAGGUGCACGUCUAUGGAGUAUACACAGAUGAUGAGCAUCCCGAAUCACAUCGACAAAGCAAAACCCGCAACUCCUGCACUGCUGUACGGGUUCCAAACUUUAAUCUCAUCCGCGUGAGACAUCUUUCUGCACGGGUAUUGAAAGGAGAAGACGGGAAGUCUACACAGUCAGUUGACACAAGGGCAGCUUUGUUUAUCUAUCUAUCUAUCUAUCUAUCUAUUUAUUUAUUUAUAUAUCAAGUGCGCUGUUAAAUGAUUUUUCCGGAUUGCAUAUUACUGCGUAUUGGACUCGUCCGGGAGUGCACGCGCGGACUGCUGACUAAUGUCACGCGCCGUGUUUUUUCCGCCGCCGCCGUUCACACUUCUCCACAACACCGAGGUGAAGUAAGCCGAAGGUCAUCCGAACAUGCAUUUCAUCUGAUCCAAGAUUUUUGAACUAAUUCAUUUUUUUUUUUUUUAGCGCUGAGAUUUGGAAAACUGGGAAUUGACCGGGAAGUGACUGAACAACCCAGCACUUAUAGAAGCACUUUCAGGAGGUGAGGAAAGUCCUGGGAGAAUGUGGAGUCGUGGGGUGAAGCAUGAGCUGCCGGUGUGUUGCUUUUAGACUGGCGUGUCUCAUGUGUCCAUGGGAGUGUAUUUUACUAAGCCUCCACUGCUGGGUUUUAGCCUCGGCCACAGGCUCGCGGGAUGCUGCUGGCCCAUUCGGCUGGCUCCUUUCAGACAAAGGGCCUUUUCAUCAGUCACAGGAAUUUACGGAGUUUGUGGAGCGCUACCAACAGGGCUUCACCACCAGGUACAAAAUUUACAGAGAGUUCGGACGCUGGAAGGUGAACAGCUUGGCUCUGGAAAGAGAAGACAAUGGCAUUGCUUUGCCCCUCGACCCAGAGUUCAUGCAGAUCAUCAGGCAGCUGGGCCGCCGUCCCACCCUCAGUGCCAUCACCGAGAACAUCAUCAAGAAAUAUGGAACACACUUCCUGCUGUCAGCUACAUUGGGAGGUGAAGAGGCUUUAACUAUUUUUGUAGACAAGAGGAGACUGAGCCGCGCUGCCGACCCAACUGACUCCAAUAGCACAGCUGUGACUCUGGAGGCACUCCACCAGCUGGCUGCCUCCUACUUUAUAGACAGAGAGAGCACACUGCGCAAACUACACCACCUCCAGAUCGCCUCGACUGCCAUCAAGGUUACAGAAACAAGGACGGGCCCUCUAGGAUGCAGUAACUAUGACAACCUGGAUUCUGUCAGUUCGGUUCUGGUUCAGAGUCCUGAGAACAAGAUUUAUUUACAAGGGCUUCAGGCUAUUCUGCCUUGGUACCUGAAGAGCCGAUUUGUCCAGGCAGCCCUCAGCUACGUCAGCUGCCAUUCAGAGGGCCAAUUUAGGUGCAAGGACAAUGAAUGUUGGUGCGAGUGCAGUGUGGAUUUCCCUCAGUGCAACUGUCCCACUGAGAACCUGGAGGCCAUGCAGGACAGCCUGAGGCACAUCAGAGAGUCCUGGGUCCAAGCCAACCAUGAGUUUGAAGAAUCAGAAGAGUUCCAGAAUUUUGUGCGAAGAUUACCGACAUUCUACGCUCUCAACACAUCUGCUAUAAGGUACUUUUGGAAAAUGGACCCGGCUAUACACCAACGCUUUCAGCUGCUGGAGACUAGCACUCAACAGCUCCUCGGCAAAGCACAGCGUAUUGUCAGCAAGCUUUUCACUCUCAGCAAGAGAUGUCGAACUCAGCCCAAAAUAUCUGUGCCCAAAAAGAGGUCUCACAGCUACUGGCUGAACUACAUCCUUUCUCUCAUGUACUGCAGUGAAAAUAAUCAGUUAGGCACGUAUAUGGAAGAGAGGAGGGCCUGCUCCUGUCAGCAUGAGACCCCAUCCUGCCAAGGUGUCAUCCCAUGCAUGGUGGGUGAGGGGCCACUUUGUUCUUCCUGCUCCUAUGAAAAUCGAUCACGGUGUGCCAGCUGUAACCCAGGUUAUAGUCUGAGUCAAGGACUGUGCAGGAACAUCAUCCCUGACUCCACUGAUAAUUACAUAGGUUUUGAAACCGAUCUCCAAGACCUAGAGUUGCGGUAUCUCCUCCAGAAGCGAGACAGCCGAAUCAGCAUCCAUGCCAUGUUCAUUAGCAAUGAUGUGAGGCUCAACAACUGGUUUGACCCUUUGUGGAGGAAGAGGAUGCUCCUGACACUGAAAAGCAACAAGUUUAAGUCCAGUCAUGUGCACAUGCUUUUGGGGAUUUCCCUCCAGAUCUGCCUUACUAAGAACAGCACCUUGGAACCUGUGUUGUCUAUCUACAUCAACCCGUUUGGAGGGAGUCACUCAGAGAGCUGGAUCAUGCCCAUAGACCAGAACAAUUACCCUGACUGGGAGAGGACCAAGCUAGAUAUUCCUCUUGACUGUUAUAACUGGACGCUCACUCUGGGGAACAAAUGGAAGACAUUUUUCGAGACUGUACACAUAUACCUGAGGAGCCGUGUCAGAACAGCCUCAGCAAAUGGAAACAGCACAAUCUAUUAUGAGCCAUUGGAAUACAUGGACUCCUCAAGGAAUCUGGGUUAUAUGAAAAUCAACAGCAUGCAGCUGUUUGGAUACAGCAUGCACUUUGAUCCUGAAGCAAUCCAGGACUUGAUCCUCCAGCUGGACUAUCCGUACACACAGGGAUCACGGGAUUCAGCUCUGCUGCAGCUGCUAGAGAUACGAGACCGAGUUAACAGACUGUCUCCACCAGGCCAGCAGCCCCUGGACCUGUUCUCCUGCUUACUGCGCCAUCGCCUCAAACUGUCCACUAAUGACGUGGUCCGAAUUCAGGCUGCUUUGCAGGCCUUUAGUGCUAAGCAGCCCAACUCAAUGGAGUAUGAAACCACUAAACUAUGUAGCUAAUCAGACACUUUACUUUGUUCCUAACAUUAAAACAUAAAAAAGUUCACACUUUAAAAUAAUACAGUGAAUUAUUUU